AUGGCUUCCAAUCUCUCAAGCAAAGUUCGACAACAGGAAAACCAACAAGGUGGCUUUACAUACGAACGGCACGAGGUAUAUGAAGCGACAAGGAUUGAUCAACCUUCUAAAACGCCUGACAUCAUAAAGAUUAAAAAGCAAAUCGUCUCUUGGAGUAACUAUGGUUAUUCCGAGCCUAGUGACGAGGUUUGCCGUGAAAUCCACAAUCUAUCCCAGUUAGAAGACUGCAGGAGCACGCCUAAACUUCUUGGGUACGCUGUCCGAAAGCAAGGCUCCAGUGACGAACUACCAGGCGGAUAUAUUGCACAGAUUGUGAUGCAGCAGGUCCCCGGAGAGAAUCUACAUGGCUUUGACACAUUUACGAAAGAGGAGCAGAAUCGUAUUCGAGUUGCAUUUAUAGAAAUCAUGGGAUAGAAAAGGCUGAGAUAGAAAACGUUUUGAGUUAGAGCUCUGCUAACGGCCUUUAGGGAGCUGUGUUCCCGCUAUUUUACUCAUUGGGACCCUCGAAUAGAAAAUAUUAUAUGGGAACCCGAAAGUGGACAAUGCUUUAUUGUGGACCUUGAAGACGUUGAGCAACAUACAAAUCGAACCAAGGAUGCCUUGAUGCAUUAGAACAAUUGGAGUACUGGGGUCUAAUCGAGAGACAAUAUGAUAGUAUACUCUUCGUUCCUCUCUAAAAUCUACAAGUGGCCCAUAUUAUGUCUAACAUACUGG
Aspergillus ochraceoroseus IBT 24754 is the source of this 714-nucleotide messenger RNA. RefSeq lists its product as uncharacterized. Lineage: Eukaryota; Fungi; Ascomycota; Eurotiomycetes; Eurotiales; Aspergillaceae. Bases 1 to 414 code for a protein of 137 amino acids. The record is from RefSeq and is a predicted model, not a curated record. The transcript has 4 exons.